AUGUUUAUCUUUCUUUCAUUUUUAUUCUGUCAGUUUUACCUCAUCCGUCUCCUUUUACCCCCUCUCUCUUUCUUUCUUUCUUUCUUUCUUUCAUUCUUUCUAUUUUUGUCACAUUCUCACUUUGAUCUCCGCUUCUUUCACCAAUUCCCCUCCCCUCUCUUAUUUAUACAUUCUCUCUCCGUUUUUCUUCCUUUCUUUCACUUCCGUUCUUUCCUUUUUUCCCCCCCUCUUUUUCUUUUUAAUUCUCUCUCUCCCCCUCUCUCUCCCUCUAGCUAUUUAUCUCUGUCGAUAUCUAUUCAUAAAGGCCUGUUAAUAUCUAUCUAUCUAUCUAUCUAUCUAUCUAUCUAUCUAGCCCUUUGGGAUCUAUCUAUCUCCGUCUGUCCGUAUCUAUCUAUCUAUCUAUCUGUUGUGUCAAGUUUCAACACUAUCUAUCUAUCUAUCUAUCUAUCUAUCUAUCUAUCUAUCUAUCUAUCUAUGUCGGUCUGUUCGUAUCUAUCUAUCUCCGUCUGUUCCUAUCUAUCUAUCUAUCUAUCUAUCUAUCUAUCUAUCUAUCUAUCUAUCUCAGUCUGUUCAUAUCUGUCUGUGUGUCUAUCUAUAUAUCUAUCUUUGUUUAUAUUUAUCUAUCUCGCCGAAGAUUCCUAUCGCCUACAUACCCAGCAGAACAUUUCAUGA
Messenger RNA from Acanthosepion pharaonis, 672 nucleotides. The record is from the annotation of a GenBank genome assembly. NCBI's taxonomy places the organism in Eukaryota, Metazoa, Mollusca, Cephalopoda, Sepiida, Sepiidae.